Messenger RNA from Seminavis robusta, 549 nucleotides. The record is from the annotation of a GenBank genome assembly. NCBI's taxonomy places the organism in Eukaryota, Bacillariophyta, Bacillariophyceae, Naviculales, Naviculaceae.
AUGGUUUCUUCUUGGUUGUUGGCGCUGCUACUGGCCGUCAUUGCCGUGCAAGCCAACAACGCUACCAUUGAUGAUGGUGUCGAUUCCAUGCUCACUGCUGCCGACAAUGCUGUCCUCGAAGAAGCAAACAACGCAUCCAUUGCCCUCGCAGAGAACAGCACUGUCGUCUUUAAAGAUGCACCGUGUCACCCCAAUCAAACGGAGUUUGCGGCCAUGACAGAGUUUACCCUGGAGGGACGCAACGAUCACAUGACAGUGGAGGAAGGACUGAGGAUUGAACGAGAAUUCAUUGCCGUGUACAACUACCUUGCAGCAAUCAAUUGCGACAGCCAUUUUCGGCGUCUUGCCCUGAUUUCAAAAGUCAAUUCGACCAACUCUCUGGGACACGUUGUCUUUGAUUAUGUUCCAGUGCGACGACAACAACAGAGUCUGCAAACAAACAACUCCACCGGGGCGGGUCUCAGCGUCAUGUAUAAUGUAUCAGGGACAUGCCGGGUAAGGGAUUUGCAGCUGCUACUUUGCUUGUGCAAACUGACGCAAAAAUGCUGA